Molecule: messenger RNA, 10128 nt
Organism: Lodderomyces oxycetoniae
Lineage: Eukaryota; Fungi; Ascomycota; Pichiomycetes; Serinales; Debaryomycetaceae
Gene: TOM1
Product: E3 ubiquitin-protein ligase
Exons: 1
Coding region: 1-10128 (3375 amino acids)
Biological process (GO): protein polyubiquitination
Cellular component (GO): cytoplasm
Molecular function (GO): ubiquitin protein ligase activity
Source: RefSeq, a predicted model, not a curated record
AUGGCUCAGCCCAUUCGUCCCUUACUUGAUGAGUUAUUAAGCUGUACCGAUACAGAGUUUCCCGAUAAAUUGUUGGCAAACGUGAAAUGGGAUAGACCCAAGGGCGAUCUUUUGCAUUGGAUCCCCAUCCUCGACAGAAUCGAUGAUACUUUGGCCAGCUACAUAAAAGACCACGAUUUGGAAAACGAGUUCCCCAAAUUACGCAUUAUUCCUGAAAAAGAUGUUUAUGUGAUUUGCGCGUGUCUAGAGUUCACCAAGACGCUAUUGAGAAACUGUUCAGAUAUCCAGAUAUACUCAAGCGCAGAGAGAAUUUAUGCAUUAAUAAAUACACCAACUAUUGACGUUAGGCUAAAAGCAUUGGAAAUUGCCGUUAUGUUGGCAGAGAAAUUUGUCGUUUCAGGUUCUUCUAGAUUUUCUGCACCAAAAGUGGUGAAAAAUAGAGUUUUGGAACUUGCAAGGUCAUAUCCACCAUUGGUGCCAUUUGAUUGCGAAGUAAGACACUUGGAGGAAGAAGAAGAAAAAGAGGAAGAAGAAGAAGAAGACGAAGCAAAAGCAAAAGCAAAAGCAAAAGCAACAGCAACAGCAACAGCAACAGCAACAGAAGCGGAAGUGAAAGUGGAAGAAGAAGAAGAUGAAGAAACGGACGAAGAAAAAGCAAAUAAAAAAGAUGAAGAAGAAGAGGAAGAGGAAAAGGAAGAGGAAGAGGAAGAGGAAGAGGAAGAGAAAAAGAACCAAAAGGAGGAUGAAGGGGAGCAAGAGAAAGACAAUAAAUCCACCGGGAAACCAAGUAUUAUCGGUGACCAUUAUAAUUUUGUUGAUACCUUGAGACGUGAUAAGAAAUUACCCCAAAAAUGGAAAAGUAUACAUUUUCAAUACUACAAAUCAAUCUUGGCGCAUCAAAAAGAUGCUACGGCUCUACCCAAACAAGUUCUGGAAUCAAAAUCGGAUAAUUUGGUGGUGUCUGAGGGAUUACAAGUAUUUUCCAUUCCUGAAGAGUCGGUGGCGAAAAUGACAUUAGAACAAAUAUUUGCCAAAGGAACUGAAGCAUUGCCCAAAUCAUCAUGGUUUUCUUUUGGUAUUGCUGCAGAGGUGGCAAAAUCUUUCAACACUCAAUCUAACGAGGCGUUUCAAUUGCGAGAAAAGUUGAUUCGGAUUAAGGCCUAUGCCACGGGGUAUACGUGUUGUAUGUUGUCCAAUCAACAUACUUCGUCGAGGCUACUUGAAGCAGAACCCUAUGUCUUCAGUUUCUUGGUUGAUGCAAUCCUGCCAGAGAAUAGCAAGUUUGUUUCUAAGGAUGUACUUGUGGCAGCACUAACUGCACUUAACUGCAUAUCUAUGAAAAAGGCAUGGACUGGGGAUAUCAUGAGGUGUAUGGGAGGAAAUGUAAGCCAUGGUGUAUUGUUCCAAUGUUUGAGACGCAUCAAACGUUUGGUUGCCUCGCAACAAGAUGAUUUCGAUGAAGAUGCUUAUGCAUUGUUUUUUGGUUUAGUUAGUCAUAUGAUUAAAACAAAGAGUUUGUUACCUCGACUCAUUUCAGGAGGCCUACUUGAAGACCUCAUACCCUUUUUGGGGUUGGAAACGAAGUAUAAAUGGACAUGUUCAUCUGCUAUACACUUGCUUGCUUUAUACUUGUCAGGUGCACCUGAUUCUCUUGAUGCAUUUAUUGCAAGCAAUGGGUUUACGAUGCUUAUAGACUCAAUAAAAAAAGAAGUGAACUUUAACAUAAACCUGCGAGAGUUUUCUGGUUCAAAUUCAGAUCCAGAUUUGGAAAAAAAGUUCCCGCCAUACACCAAGAUUCCUUCAAAACGAGCUUCGUAUUUGAGAAAUUUGCUAAAAUUGGUUGCUGACCUUUUGAACUCAAAUCAUGGUGACAGACUUCGAAACUUAUUUGACUCUCCGUUAUUAGAAAGCUUCAACAGUAUAAUUACUCAUCCACUUAUAUUUGGACCGCAGAUAUUAGCUUACACUAUCGAUUCUAUUUUUUUCAUCAUUCAUAAUGAACCAACAGCUUUUUCGAUUUUGAAUGAGGCAAAAGUUAUUGAUACGAUUUUGGAUAAUUACAAGUCCUUAUUUCUUCCCUCGGGCCAGUUGCUAAUAUCCUUAGCAGAAGUUCUAGGAGCCAUAUCUUUAAACAAUUCAGGGCUAAUGAAGGUGACAAAUAAGCAAAGUAUAUCAACUUUCUUCAAAUCAUUUUACGAUGAUGAUAUUGCCAAGGUUUUGGUGGAAUCUGAUAUGUCUACGAAUCUUGGCUGUUCAUUUGAUGAAUUAGGUAGGCACUAUCCAUCUCUAAAGCCUAUCAUUUUGGAUGAAACGUUGGAUCUCGUUAAACAGAUGACUGAGUAUGCUGGUAACAAGUUGAAUGGAAUCGAAUUUUACACUUCCUCUGCAGGCUCAUUGUACAGUUCCAAAGACGACACCACUCCAAUUAAAAACGAUGAUGAUGAUGAUGAUGAUGAAAAUAAUAAUAAUAGGAAGGAUUUCAUUAAAAAUUGGGAUAACGCAAAUUCUGCUUUUUUGGUUGAUAAUGUUUAUUUCUUCCUUAGUGGUUUAUUCCAAGACAGCGGGCAAUGGGGUACGGAUGCAAUCGAACAAUCCAACUCCGAUAUAUGGAUCAAGUUACUAACAGUACCUCGUGCUCCCUUUGACUAUUUCUUGUCUAAUGGAAUAUCCUCAUAUUUGGGAGUUUUGAAAUACUUUGAUGAGGAAGAGAUAAAUUAUGGUUUACCAAAAGUCAUUUCUUAUUUGUCGACUGCUUUGGAAGACGAGCUAGUUGUUCGUUAUAUUAAUUUCGAAGGAGAGGUUUCAUUUUUUCAAACAAUAAGUAUCGAUGAAGCGUCCAUGCUAAUUGAGCAGUUGUAUAAAAUCAACUUGUUGUUGUUCACAUUGACAAAAAUUUAUUUGAACUUGGGGCUUGUCGUCAAUGAUAGAAUUCGCCAAAUUCUAGAGAAUUUUGGCCAUCAUUCAAACAUGUUGUGGCAAUUGAGCAAACUUUUACUGCGAAGCAUUUUUGAGGAAACCGUUUUGCGAAUGAAUACACCUGAUGAGGUUUUGAAAAUAACAUCCAAUUUCCCAAGUGAUAGUCCCCCUUUACAAGUUUAUGCUAGUGAUCCUGCGGAAAGCUUGGGAACGGAAAAGGACGCAGCGACUUUGGGUACAAGUGCAAAAUUUAAAAACGUUUUACAACUUCGAACAUUGAAUUAUUAUCUUCAAGCGAAUAUUUCUUUGUUGCUAGCAACAGUUGUAAGAGCUUGUGUCCCAAAGAGACGUGAUCAUGAAAAUGAGCAGCUGAGAAGGGAUGGCGUGGAUAUACUAUUGAGCGUAGCCCAGGGCAUUACUGAUGCGUUUAAACAAAAAGUUGAGAAUUUAUACAUUUUGCAGUCGCAGCUUUUGGGAGUGUCCAAUGUGAUUUUAUACAUAUUGAAUCAAAGGGAGCGAGGCAAAGAUGUAGUGUAUACGCCAUUUGCAAUUGCAUUGUUCCAGCUUGGCUUUUACGACAAUCUUAACGAGGUGGCUAUAAAGUUGUGGGACGACUUGCUACAGAUGGAUCCCGAGGAGGUUCAAGCCACCACGGAACUCAAAUAUAUUGCUUCUUGUCCCAGCAGUAUUGUGAAGAAUGCUUUGAGUCAAAUGUUUAUGAUUUAUACAAGAUCUGUGAACGCGGACGAUCUAUCGAGCAUUCCAUUUGCAAAAGCGUACUUCCAAACAGGGUAUAAAUCAAACAUCGAAGUAGAACUAAUAUCUUCUUUUUUGAUUCAAGUACGUGGUAAGGCCCUUACGCUAUUGCACGACGUCAUUCUUCUGCCGUCGUGUAGCAUUCAUCAAGACAACGGCCGUUUUUCUGCUAAAAAUAUACCAUCACCAUUGAUUGAGCAGCUUAUCAAUAUAGCUACAAAUGUUUUUCAAGGCAGAAAGGAAAUUGUAGGCACAGAAUUCACACCUUUUGACCAAAAACUUGUACGUCCUCCAGAAGAUCAACUAGCUUAUCUCAUAUCAUUAGGUAUGACAGAACAUCAAGCUGAUCAUUAUUUUGAUCAUCACAAUGAUUUAAGUGCAUUAGACAAAGGCGUUCCAAUGAGCUGUCCUAUAUUUCAGGACUUGAAAGAGAGUGAUUGGAAAGAAUUUGCUAAACAAUUAAGCGCAGACGAAGUGGACUUUAGCGUGGACUUUCCACCUUUUGAGAAACUGGAGGAUAUACUAGCUACGAGGAAGAAAAUUUGGUCUAUUGAACCUUGGAUAGAGGUUGCAGUGUUGUAUCCAAAAACGACUUCUUCAAUUGCAGUUUUAUUUACCUCAUUAAAAAGUAAAGAUGUUUUCAGCUAUUUAUUAAAUCAAGCAGUUAACGAGUUACCAAAAACUAGCAAGGAUAGGUACGCGGUGUAUCUUCAUAUUAUUUCUUUGCUCAUUAGCUCUACUACUUUUUCAUUUAAUUGUUCCGCUUGUGAUAUUGACAAGCUUUUUGGACCAAGUGCAAUCACAGAGGAUACUGUUCAUGAAAAGUAUUUCCCAUAUUUAAUGUCCAUUUUUGAGCAGAAAUUUUUAUUGGAGGAUGUACAAAUUCCAGAAGACACCAAACAUCCUCACUUGAAAUUUACCGAGCAGUUACCACUGCAAAACUGGAAUCAAGUGAUGGCCAAUGUAUUUGACCAAAUCAAAGAGCUUAAAAACGUUACCGACAGCAGAUCAGCAAAUGGACUAGCUCGUGUUCUUGUUUUGUACUCCAAACAUUAUGAGUAUGCUUCAAAUAUUUCAGAAAUGCCGAUUAUGGGUGCCUUGAUGAAAAUCGUGAGGAAUGAGUCAAUUGAAAAACUAGUUCUUGAUUCUUUGAAAACGAGCAUGGUAAUGAUUAUUAGAGGAUGUUUUGAAUCGCAGGAAGUGGUUAGCAAUUACAUCAAACAUGACGUUGCGGGAAUUUUUUCUCGAAACUUUAAGCAAUCAAGAAGUUUGAAAACAUUGUUGAAAGAUAAUCUCUCUCUUGUGUUUAGAGAUGCAAAUAUCACGACAGAAGCUAUAAGUAAUCAGGUUGUUAUUGAGGGGUACAGUGGUUUGAGCCCACUAGGUUCUGACAUUAUAGUUUCAAAAUCAAAGAUUGAUUCGAGCAACGAGGGUGACGUUGAAAUGAUAGAUCAUGGACAUGCAAAGAGUUCUAAAACAGGAGCACUAAUGAGCCUUGUGAUGAGUGAAUUGAUGGAUGUUGUAAAGACUGAUUGGCUCUCAGAUCCCGAAGACGAUUCAACAAAGAGCAAAAACAAAACAAAAAGUAAAGUGGGGAUUUAUGCAAAUAAAAACUUUACCUACGCUUGUUUUCUUACACAAACAAUUGCAGAGUUGUUAGGUUCAUACAAGCAAGCUAAAUUCGAUUUUUUGACUUUUUCGCGUAAAGUCCAAGGUGAAAUCAAACUCAGACCGACAUCAUUGAAUUUUUUUGUGCAUCAAUUGAUUCCUACACAGCCAUUUGAGAAGAAUUCGGAUAAUGAAUAUGGAAGACGUUCAGCUUUAUCGUCAAUUGCCAAGGUAGCCUUGAUGAGUUUGAUAUCCACUUCGCUAGUUGAUUUCAAUACGACACUGACACUGACACUGACGCCGAAUCCCAAGAAAGAAGAUCCUGAUCUCGCGCUUAUUCGAAGGUUUGUUGUUGACUUGAUAAUCAAAGUGAUGAAAGAUACAUUGUCAUUGAACAAUUUGGCAAAGACUAGAUAUGGAAAAAUGGUUGAUUUAUUUGACUUGACAGGUACAUUAAUAUCUUCUAAGUUCAGAGAUUCCAUUGGGCCAUUGUUGGACAAGGAUUCAAUCAAGCAUGACUUGUUCUAUAUGACAAGAGUAUAUGUAGAAAAACAGAUGCUGAAUAUGCUUACAAGUUUGAUUUCGGAAUUUGAUUUAAACUUUCCCGAAAUUGAACAGGUUUCGAAAGCUGCUUUGAAACCAAUAAUUAUAUUGGGGAAGAACAAAGUUGAUUACCAAGAAUUGUUUGCAUUGGAGGGUCAGGAGGAAGCUGAUGACGAUGAUAUUGUUCCAGAUGAGGAAAAUGAGGAAAGAGAUGAAACCCCGGAUUUGUUUAGAAACUCCACACUUGGCAUGUAUGAUCUAGAGAUUGCCAGCGAGGAAGAUGAUUACGAUGAUGAGGGUGCCUUGGAGGUAAUGAUCCCAGGAGAUGACAUCGAGAGUGAUGAGUCUUCCGAGCUUUCAGCUAUUGACUCUGGUGAAGACGAAGACGAAGAAGAAGAAGAAGAAGAAGACGAAGAUGAUGAUCUGGAGGAAGGAGAAGACGAAGAUGUCGAUAUGGAAGACGAGGAGGGAGCAGUGUUAGACUCUGAGAGAAGUCUUGAUGAUAUUGAAAUUAUUGAUGAGCUAGACCUUGACUCCUCGGGUGAUAAUGAAGAAGGAUACUAUGAUUUAGACGAAGAAGAUGGUGCUGAAGACGAGAGAGAAGAAGAUGACGAAGGAGAAGAAGAAGAAGGAGAUGAGGGUGAUGGAGAAGAAGGUGUAAAUCAUGAUAGUUAUUGGGAAGAAGAUGGUGAGAGCGAAUACGAUGAGGAUGAAUUGGAUGGCUGGAUUGAAGAAUUGGAAGAUGAAAAUGAUGAAGAUGAAGAUGAAGAUGAAAUUGUUGCUGAGCUGCUUCUGGUGCCGCCUUUCAGGUCUAGAGUCGAUGCUUCAGAAAAUGAUGAAGAUUCAGAGGAGGAUCUUAGCGAUAGUGAGUCUAGACAAGAGUACGAAGUGCGCAUGGUGACACCAGAGAAUGGUUUGCGAAGAUUAUUUAACCAAGCAGGUUUGUCGCAUCUCGAUAGAAGUCCAACUUCGGCAUUUUCUUUAUUAGUUGAUGGAUUGUUCAGGGAGGGAAACUUUCGGGGUUCAAUUGAAAUAAGUGGGAAUGAAGAUGCCAGAGGGGGUCCCAAUACCAUCAGGCGUCUUUUUGAGAAUAUGAUGCAUCUUGGACAAGGCUCUAAACAAGUUGAACAUUUUCAUAAUAUCCAUAUAAAAUCUACAAAGGAGAGAUGGACAGAAGCUCUUGUGAUGUUUGAUCCUCCACAGAAAGACCGUAUGGUAGAUAGAAUCAUUCCAGGUAUUGUGAACAGAAUAGAGGAUAAGAGUAUUGAAGCGUACAACAUCAAACAAAAGGAAUAUGAAAAGAUCAAGAAGGAGCGAGAAGAAAAAAAGAAGAAAGCUAUGGAAGAGGAACAAAAAAGGCAAGAGGAAGAAGCUAAACAACGUGAGGAGAAUUUGAGUAAUGUACCACCAAGAGACCCUAUUUUUGUUAGGAUUGGUGAUAGAGAUGUUGAUAUAAGCGGCACAGAUAUUGAUCCGGACUAUAUAGAAGCAUUGCCCGAGGAUAUGAGAGAAGAGGUGCUUGCUCUGUAUGUUCGAGAGAGAAGAGCUAAUGCGUCUACUCAGAAUUCAGAUGCAAGGGAGAUUGAUCCCGAUUUUUUGAAUGCAUUACCAGGAAACAUUAGAGAUGAAAUUCUUCAGCAGGAAUCUUUUGCUCGAAGGUACGCCGCUUUGGAGGAAUCGCGAGAGGAUUUUGCGGAUGCAGUAGCAGACGAGGUAACUGAAGAAGACGAUCAUCAGGAUAAUACAUUGCAAUCAGGACAACAUCAACAUCAACAUCCCCAUACAGUUAACCAAAAAUCUCAGAAGCGUGGAAAGAUUUUUUUCACUCCGCUUCUGGAUAAACAAGGCAUUGCAGCGAUUUUGAGACUUUUGUUCAUGCCAUUAACCAUUCCUCAAAGAGAGCAGAUAUAUCAGGCUCUUCAUUAUAUGUGUUUCAACAAACAGAGUAGAAUUGAAAUAAUCAAUUCAAUGCUCAGCGUGUUGCACGAUACUUUUACCACUCAACGUCCAAUUCAGAAAGUCUUUUCUCAAGUUUACAACCGAGCAUCAGAUAAGGAGCUGAAGUUGAAGGUUCCUUUGAAUAGCACGCCUAUAUCAAUAGGAAUUCAGUUUAUUGAGUCAAUUGAUUUUCUACUUGAAAGGAAUAGCCAUUUAAGGUAUUUUUUGAUGACUGAGCAUGAGAACCCUUUGAUAGCCAAAAAAAUUGCAAAAAAGCCAUCGAGGGAAAGUAAGUUUCAAAUCAACUAUAUAUUGAAGCUAUUGGAUAAUAAAUUGCUUGUUGAGGAUCAGACAUUUUUGGAUAAUUUAGCUAGAGUCUUGCAAGUUUCCACACGUCCUUUGCUUGCGCUCAAAACGCGCGGAGAAAACCGGUCGUCUCCUCAAUUCCCUCCACCAUACAUUCCUGAAGAAAACUUUCGUCUUAUUGUUAAAAUUUUGACAGGGAAUGACUGUUCAAACACAACAUUUAGAAGAACAAUUAGUGCUAUGCAAAACUUUUCUGUAUUGGAAAAUGCCCAAAAGUUAUUUUCUAUUGAGUUGUCAGAAAAGGCGGCGUAUUAUGGAAAUAAAAUCACUGGUGAUUUGAAUAAACUAACACAAGAGUUGAUCACCGAUGGAAACUCAAGCAGCAAGUCCUUUUCGAAUUUUAGUGCACACUCGUCAGACCAAGCAAAAUUGUUGAGAAUAUUGACGGCUUUGGACUAUAUGUAUGAAAACAAGGAAAAAGAUCAAGGUGGUGGUAGUAGUGGCAAUGGCGAAAACGGUGAUAAUGGGGAUAAUGGUGAUAAUGGUGCUGGCGAUAAUGAGAUAGAAGAAUUGACCAAUCUUUAUAAAAAAUUAUCGUUGGGCUCUCUUUGGGAUGCACUUAGCGAUUGCUUAAGAGAGUUGGAGAAAAAAUCAGAGUUGACAAAUGUGGCCAAUGCAUUAUUACCGUUGAUUGAAGCGCUAAUGGUUGUAUGCAAGCACGGUAAAGUCAAAGUUCUUCAAGCAAAGGAUUAUUCCAAAUAUGAAGCAAAGAAGAUUGAUUUCACCAAGGAGCCAAUCGAGUCUUUGUUUUUUUCAUUUACCGAUGAACAUAAGAAGAUUUUGAAUCAAAUGGUUCGGGGCAAUGCCAAUUUGAUGAGUGGUCCUUUUGGAAUGUUAGUGAAGAAUCCUAGAGUAUUGGAAUUUGAUAAUAAAAAGAAUUAUUUCGAUAGGAAGUUGCAUGCUGAUUUGAAAGAGCAAACAAAGUUGUCAAUUGAUGUUCGUCGUGAGCAAGUGUUUUUAGACUCUUAUCGAGCAUUAUUUUUCAAAGGAAAAGAAGAGUUUAAAAAUGCAAAAUUGGAGAUCAAUUUUAAAGGCGAAAUGGGAAUUGAUGCUGGUGGUGUAACAAGAGAAUGGUAUCAAGUAUUGAGUAGGCAGAUGUUCAACCCUGAUUAUGCAUUAUUUACUCCAGUUGUAUUAGACGAGACAACGUUUCACCCCAAUCGAACCUCGUACAUCAACCCCGAACAUUUAUCAUUUUUCAAGUUCAUUGGCCGAAUUAUUGGUAAGGCCAUAUUUGAUAAUUGCUUUUUGGAUUGUCAUUUUUCAAGGGCAGUUUACAAAAGGAUUUUGGGCCAAUCACAGAUAUUGAAGGAUAUGGAGUCUUUAGAUCUUGAAUAUUACAAGUCGUUGAUUUGGAUGUUGGAAAAUGAUAUUACCGAUGUGAUUACUGAGACGUUCAGUGUUGAGACAGAUGAUUAUGGUGAGCAUAAGAUUAUAGAUUUGAUCGAGAAUGGAAGAGAUGUCGCAGUAACUGAAGAAAAUAAGCAUGAUUACGUGAAGAAGGUUGUCGAGUAUAAGUUGCUGACAUCUGUUGCAGAGCAAAUGGAAAAUUUUUUGAUUGGAUUUCACGAGAUCAUACCAAGAGAAUUGGUGGCGAUAUUUGAUGAGAAAGAAUUGGAGUUGUUGAUCUCUGGAUUACCAGAUAUCGACGUUCAGGAUUGGCAAGCAAACACCGUCUAUAGUAAUUAUUCACCAUCUUCCUUACAAAUUCAAUGGUUUUGGAGAGCAGUGAAAUCGUUUGAUAAUGAGGAAAGAGCCAGACUUUUACAGUUUGCUACUGGUACAUCGAAGGUUCCAUUGAAUGGUUUCAAAGAAUUAAGUGGGGCUAGCGGCACAUGCAAGUUUAAUAUUCAUCGUGAUUAUGGAAGUACUGAUAGAUUACCUUCGUCUCAUACUUGUUUCAAUCAGAUUGAUUUGCCUGCGUAUGAGAAUUACGAGACAUUAAGGGGAUCAUUGUUGAUGGCUAUUAGCGAAGGUCAUGAAGGUUUUGGAUUAGCUUAA